Messenger RNA from Symbiodinium sp. CCMP2456, 417 nucleotides. Lineage: Eukaryota; Dinophyceae; Suessiales; Symbiodiniaceae. The record is from the annotation of a GenBank genome assembly.
AUGCUGGACAAGGGCAGUGGGCAGUCGAGGGGCUUCGGCUUCGUUACAUUCACCACCGGCGCAGCCAUGGAAGCCGCUCUUCGUGCCAACCAUUCGGUUGACGGUAAGACGAUUACAUGCAAGCGCGCUGUGCGUGACACCAAGCAGGGCGGGAAGCAGGGACGCGAGGAGUCUGGCGGUAGCAUGUACAACGUCGUCAAGAUUUUCGUGGGCGGGCUACCUGCCUCCUGCGACCUGGAGAAGCUGAAAUCUCACUUUGGUCAGUAUGGAGAGAUCCACGACGCUGUGGUCAUGAUGGAUGCUCAAACCCAGAGGCAUCGAGGCUUUGGUUUUGUGACCUUCAAGGAUUCGAGUGGCGUGGAGGCGCUCUGUCCAAUUGGCUCGCAAACUCUUGGCCGCAUCUUGCUUGUUCGCUGA